CGGGGGGAGGGGCAGGGGGGGAGGGGGAGGGACGGAGAGGAAAAGAUGCUUGUUGACUUUCCGCAGAAUAAUAAUUAGCACUAUAAUAUCCUAUAUAUCUAACUGCUAAUUCAUACGGGGUACAUUCUUUUCCCCCUCCCCCAGCAUUUUUGAUUUGCAGCUUCCCAUCUAUUAGGCUGCUUCCAGUCUCUGAUGCUAAAGUUUCAGAUCGCUUAGAGAGCCAUGGGGAAUGGGAUGAACAAGAUUCUUCCUGGCUUGUUCCUUGGAAAUUUUAAAGAUGCUCGUGACACAGAACAACUGAAAAGAAAUAACAUAACGCAUAUCCUUUCAAUCCAUGACAGUGCCAGGCCCAUGGUUGAGGGAGUGAAAUAUCUGUGCAUUCCUGCUGCAGAUUCACCUUCACAGAAUUUGACCAGACACUUCAAGGAAAGCAUUGAAUUUAUCCAUGAGUGCCGACUUAGAGGUGAGAGCUGUCUUGUUCACUGCCUUGCUGGAGUUUCUAGGAGUGCAACUUUGGUUGUGGCCUACAUCAUGACGAUCACUGACCUUGGCUGGGAGGAUGCACUGUCAGUUGUGCGAGCAUCAAGAUCAUGUGCCAAUCCGAAUGCGGGCUUCCAGCGACAGCUUGAAGAGUUUGAGAAAUCUGAUCUUGCUCAUGUCAGAGAGUGGCUCAGAGCAGAGUAUGGUGAAAGCCCUUUGCAAGACAAACAAGAAGCCCAAGAUCUUCUGCAGAAGUUCAAAGCGCAUGCAGCAGCUCAGUCAACUACUUCGGGAAGGCACUGGAAUGAUAACUUUGCAUCAGUGGCCUCCUUGUCAAUGCCUGCUCCUCAGUAGGGGCAGCUAAUACAGCAUGCCAUCAGUGAUAACAGGAAUGCAUUAUUUGUCAGUGGUUGAGUUCAGGUGACAUAAUAAACCACCGUGAUGUGAAUGAACCAUGAGUCUUAGGCUCGCACAUUUUCCCUUUCCUUUUUCCCCGUCACAGCCACAAGGAGAAUAGUGGAAGCUUCCAUUUUAGAGUAACCACAGCUUAGCUUGUGUCUGAACUCUCAUUUAUGAUAAAUCUUGACUAUGGUUGGUUGAAAACAGUCAACUUCAUAACUUUCAUAAACCACAGUUUGAAGUUCGAUUGUUUCUAACAAACCAUAGUUAAGAUUAACUGCAGUCUCUCCAAGUUUGCAUGACAUAAGAAGUCAUGGUUAAUCAAAAACAGAAGUGAAACUGCCAAAGUCCUCCUUGUGGCUGCACUGGAGAGGCGGGGGGGGGAAGGGACAUACACAAGUCCAAGUUUCUUAGGUUUAUUUCCAGCACAAUAAACCAUAGUUUAAUCAGCCAGUCAUUAGGUAGGGGAACUUGUUUUUGUGCCCUCUGGCACAUGCACAAAGAGGGCUUGUUUUGUAUGUAAUGGUUCCAUGAUGGGAUGUCUUUGUUUUCUUAGUAAGCAUAUCUCUCAGACAUGUGGAGCAGGACUCCAGAAUUCUUGGCAUCACGCUCACAGGUUGACAUUAGCUUAUAUUAUGUGGGCACCAAGACCCACCAUCUCUUCCAGUGGCUGUUUAAAGAGGCUGCCACUUUCUAACUGUAGAGAUACCAAAUUAUGUUCUAUGUAUCGUUCCCUGUUCUUCAGUUAUCCAUAUAAUCAGGGUUUGGCACAGCUGCACUUUUCAAAAGUUUCUGGAUGUUCUACUGGCAUGUAAUGCUGUAAUAAAGGGUAGUGCUCAUGCUGUGGGGAUCCUUGUGCUCAGCUAGAGCUCUGGUUUUACUGUUGCAAGUCCUUCAGCUGAAAAGGCCAGCCAUAUUUCAGGGUAAAAAGCAAUGUCUCUCUUCAGCUGAGGAGAAAUGCUGCAGCCAAAGCAGAGGACACAGCUCUAGCUCUGUGCAUGGUCGUUUCUUCUCAGAGAUGUCCUCCUUAAAUGACUUAUUGAACAGAUAUCUUGGAAUGUAUGGCUAAUAAAGUUGUAUGAUUUACUCUAGAGUGAAGCAAAAGUAUCACUGGUAACUUUUGUCAGGAUUUAUUGUCCUGGCUUUCAUCUCAGAGAAGUUGUUCACUCAAAUUAUUUUUUACAGACAAGGAGUAGAGGGAUCUGAAAGUAUAUUGCAGAUGAAUAUAGAGACAAAAACUGAAGUUAUAAAGUCUGUUGUGCUGUAUUAAAGUUUAAAAUAUUAUUGUCACAGUACUACUGAAAUAACCUUUCUUGUGUAUUAGUCAACUUGAUGAGGUUGUAUCUUUAAUUGCCUUCCCAAUGGCAUAUAUUCAAUAAAAGCUUUAGUCUUUUUAUAAAUAAAAA
This is a messenger RNA of Rhineura floridana, 2285 nucleotides long. RefSeq names its product dual specificity phosphatase 22 (gene DUSP22). Bases 223 to 834 code for a protein of 203 amino acids. The record is from RefSeq and is a predicted model, not a curated record. The transcript is spliced from 7 exons. Gene Ontology annotation, biological process: regulation of cell population proliferation; transforming growth factor beta receptor signaling pathway; protein dephosphorylation. Gene Ontology annotation, cellular component: cytosol. Lineage: Eukaryota; Metazoa; Chordata; Lepidosauria; Squamata; Rhineuridae. Gene Ontology annotation, molecular function: protein tyrosine/serine/threonine phosphatase activity.